GUGAUGGCCUGUGCGGUGCAAUGAUACCUCGCUGCAUCCCAUCACUGUAAGUUGCGCCAUGAGGUGCAACACCUUUUAUGGCAUGGCCUUCAAGGAGGUUUUAAACUGGGCGCUGAGGCACUACACUUUUUCUUCUCGUCAGGACAUAGGCUCUUUACCAAGCAUUUCAGGUUUUCGUCCAAGUCGACAUGAGUCACCCGCACAAUAUUAACUGCCUUCCAGCGAAACUGCUCUUGAACAUAUUCCAACUCACAGGGACUCACGGUGGUCCCCGAAUACUACCCGGAAUCGUCAUUGCGUCGCACGUUUGCAAGCGCUGGCGAUACCUCAUCCUCCAAACACAGUCUCUCUGGACUGUAAUAUCAAUUUCUAACAGGGAAAAAGACUAUGCCCACCAUGCGCGGGUCUGGCUGACCCGAAGUGGCGCCUUACCAGUUGAUAUAACUAUCCACUGGGACUGGUCAUGGGUGGAACGCAAAGCCGAACGGGCUCUCUUUCCCAUUGACGACGCAGCUCCAUGGGCUGAUGAUACCUCACAAUAUAUCAGACGCUCAUACACGGAAUAUGAGCGAUUCCACGAACUCGAGCGCAAGUCACUCAUGCGUGAGCUCGAACGCCACAAACACCGUUGGCGCUCCAUCAGAUGGAAUGAAACUUCGGAUCGCCUGAUCCAGGACAACGCAGAUACAGAUGUGACAUUAGUGGAUCACAUUCCUGGCAUGGACUCGAAUUCAACAAUUUAUAUGGUGGUGUCACGCGACUUUCCCUCACAGUCGUCAUAUUCCAUUGACGACUUCCGCUCAUGGUCGUCCAUUGAUUCUAAAGCAUCAGUUCGAAAAAGCAAGAGUUACUUCUUUACAAGAUAUAAGACCAGCGCGCGUAGGUUCUGGUCAAAAUUCUUGGAUUUGUUACGCUUUUUAAACUUCCUGUCGUUGAAAUAAUCGAUUAUAUCUCCAGUCACUGACCUGCGGCGCAUUUGUACCCGGUACGAAUGUUUGUGUAUGUAUUUCUCAAAAUUUACCAUUGACUCGGUGCUCCUAAUUAUAAGUGUAGGUCAGGUGUGUUAAUGUCAGCUUUGAUGGAGGUACUGCAUACUGGUUCUGUUUGGCAAAGGCUUGUGCUUUCAAUAUGUACAAACAACUAAUGUUUAUUCCACAACUUGGGU
This is a messenger RNA of Suillus subalutaceus, 1165 nucleotides long. RefSeq lists its product as uncharacterized. The transcript has 3 exons. Bases 189 to 941 code for a protein of 250 amino acids. Lineage: Eukaryota; Fungi; Basidiomycota; Agaricomycetes; Boletales; Suillaceae. Gene Ontology annotation, molecular function: protein binding. The record is from RefSeq and is a predicted model, not a curated record.